Messenger RNA from Heterocephalus glaber (naked mole-rat), 8953 nucleotides. The record is from RefSeq and is a predicted model, not a curated record. NCBI's taxonomy places the organism in Eukaryota, Metazoa, Chordata, Mammalia, Rodentia, Bathyergidae.
CGCACCUGCUGGCCGGGACAAAGGCGCGCCAGGGCCCGGAAGCUCCCGCGCCCCUUUCCCGCUGAUCGCGGGACAGCUUCAAAGCUGUCAACGUUUCCCUUAGUCCCGUAUCAGUGACAGCUCUGUGAUUGAACUCUGCUCUUAUUGACUAGGAGGCAUUUGGGCAGGCAUGCUUCAUUCCUGGAAUUGACAGUCAUUCCAUUUUUGAAUUUACUAACACUGAAUCAGUCCUUCUAAAGUCCUGCCUUCUCUCACUGGCUUCAGUUGGCAUUCAGACAUAAUGAGGAGACUGGCUUUUCGAGGCGCUGGUUGUGCUCUGGUAAAGCUGAAGAAGUUGGAUUCCAUGGGUUCCAAGAGAAGAAGAGCUACCUCUCCAUCUAGCAGUGUCAGCGGGGACUUUGAUGACGGACACCAUUCUGUGCCCACACCAGGCCCAAGCAGGAAAAGGAGGAGACUGUCCAAUCUUCCAACAGUUGAUCCUAUUGCUGUAUGCCAUGAACUCUACAACACCAUCCGAGACUAUAAGGAUGAACAAGGCAGACUUCUUUGUGAACUCUUCAUUAGGGCACCAAAGCGAAGGCGAGAGGAAGUGACUGGGGUUCCAGAGGGCGAAGGCUCCGGCCCGGGACGCGGCGGCCGGCGGGGACGGCGAGGGAUGGGCGGCCUGGUUGACCUAGUGACUGGCGGGACCUGCGCCGUCGUCACCAUGAACAGGGAGCCCAUCUGCAGCACGCUGCCCACCAUCCUGUGCCACAAGCUCACUGACCUGCGCUAUCUGAGCCGCGGCGCCUCGGGCACGGUGUCGGCCACCUGCCCGCCACGCAGACUGGCGAGUCGAGGUGGCCCUGAAGCACCUGCACACCCACAGCCCCGCUGCUUGACGCCAGAUUCUCCUGAAUAUAAAGCUGCUUGUAAGCUCUGGGACUUGUAUCUUCGAACAAGAAAUGAGUUUGUUCAAAAAGGAGAAGCUGAUGAUGAAGAUGAUGAAGAAGAUGGGCAAGACAAUCAAGGCACAGGGACUGAAGGAACUUCUCCAGGUUACCUGAAGGAAAUAUUAGAGCAGCUACUUGAAUCCAUAGUUGUAGCCACAAAUCCAUCAGGACGGCUCAUCAGCGAACUUUUUCAGAAACUGCCUUCUAAAGUGCAAUAUCCAGACUAUUAUGCAAUAAUUAAGGAGCCUAUAGAUCUCAAGACCAUUGCCCAGAGGAUACAGAAUGGAAGCUACAAAAGUAUUCAUGCAAUGGCCAAAGAUAUAGAUCUCCUAGCAAAAAAUGCCAAAACUUAUAAUGAGCCUGGUUCUCAAGUAUUCAAGGAUGCAAAUUCAAUUAAAAAAAUAUUUUAUAUGAAAAAAGCAGAGAUUGAACAUCAUGAAAUAGCUAAGUCAAGUCUUCGAAUAAGGACUGCAUCAAAUUUGGCUGCAGCCCGACUGACAGGUUCUUCACACAAUAAAGGUAGCCUUGGUGAAGAGAGAAACUCCACUAGCAAGUAUUACCGUAAUAAAAGAGCAGUCCAAGGGGGUCGUUUAUCAGCAAUUACCAUGGCACUUCAGUAUGGCUCAGAAAGUGAAGAGGAUGCUGCUUUAGCUGCUGCACGUUAUGAAGAAGGAGAGUCAGAAGCAGAGAGUAUCACUUCUUUUAUGGAUGUUUCAAAUCCUUUUUAUCAGCUUUAUGACACAGUUAGAAGUUGUCGGAAUAACCAAGGGCAGCUAAUAGCUGAACCGUUUUUCCACUUGCCUUCAAAGAAAAAAUACCCUGAUUAUUAUCAACAAAUUAAAAUGCCCAUAUCACUACAGCAGAUCAGAACAAAGCUAAAGAACCAAGAAUAUGAAACCUUAGAUCAUUUGGAAUGUGAUCUGAAUUUAAUGUUUGAAAAUGCCAAACGCUACAAUGUUCCCAAUUCAGCCAUCUAUAAGCGAGUUCUAAAAUUGCAGCAGGUCAUGCAGGCAAAGAAGAAAGAGCUUGCUAGGCGAGAUGACAUUGAAGAUGGAGACAGCAUGAUCUCUUCAGCCACCUCUGAUACUGGUAGUGCCAAAAGAAAAAGUAAAAAGAACAUAAGAAAGCAGCGAAUGAAAAUCUUAUUCAAUGUUGUUCUUGAAGCUCGAGAGCCAGGUUCAGGCAGAAGACUUUGUGAUCUAUUUAUGGUCAAACCAUCCAAGAAGGACUAUCCUGAUUAUUAUAAAAUCAUCUUGGAACCAAUGGACUUGAAAAUAAUUGAGCAUAACAUCCGCAAUGACAAAUAUGCAGGUGAAGAGGGAAUGAUAGAAGACAUGAAACUGAUGUUCCGGAAUGCCAGGCACUACAAUGAAGAGGGCUCCCAGGUAUAUAAUGAUGCACACAUCCUGGAGAAGUUACUCAAGGAUAAAAGGAAAGAGCUGGGCCCACUGCCUGAUGAUGAUGACAUGGCUUCUCCCAAACUCAAGCUGAGUAGAAAGAGUGGUGUUUCUCCUAAAAAAUCAAAAUACAUGACUCCAAUGCAGCAGAAAUUAAAUGAAGUUUAUGAAGCUGUUAAGAACUAUACUGAUAAGAGAGGUCGCCGCCUCAGUGCCAUAUUUCUGAGGCUUCCCUCCAGAUCUGAACUGCCUGACUACUAUCUGACAAUUAAAAAGCCCAUGGACAUGGAAAAAAUUCGAAGUCACAUGAUGGCGAACAAAUACCAAGAUAUAGACUCUAUGGUUGAAGAUUUUGUCAUGAUGUUUAACAAUGCCUGUACGUAUAAUGAGCCUGAGUCUUUGAUCUACAAAGAUGCUCUUGUCCUACACAAAGUCCUGCUUGAAACGCGGAGAGACCUGGAGGGAGAUGAGGACUCUCAUGUCCCAAAUGUGACUUUGCUGAUUCAAGAGCUUAUCCAUAAUCUUUUUGUGUCAGUCAUGAGUCAUCAGGAUGAUGAGGGAAGAUGCUACAGUGAUUCCUUAGCAGAAAUUCCUGCUGUGGAUCCCAAUUUUCCUAAUAAACCUCCCCUUACUUUUGACAUUAUUAGGAAGAAUGUUGAAAAUAAUCGCUACCGGCGGCUUGACUUAUUUCAAGAGCAUAUGUUUGACGUAUUGGAAAGGGCAAGAAGGAUGAAUCGGACAGAUUCCGAAAUAUAUGAGGAUGCUGUAGAACUUCAGCAGUUUUUUAUUAAAAUUCGUGAUGAACUCUGCAAAAAUGGAGAGAUCCUUCUUUCUCCAGCACUCAGCUAUACUACAAAACAUUUGCAUAAUGAUGUGGAGAAAGAAAAAAAGGAAAAAUUACCAAAAGAAAUAGAGGAAGAUAAACUAAAACGUGAAGAAGAAAAAAGAGAAGCUGAAAAGAGUGAAGAUUCCUCAGGUGCUGCAACCCUGUCAGGCUUACAUCGCACAUACAGUCAGGACUGCAGUUUUAAGAACAGCAUGUACCAUGUUGGAGAUUAUGUCUAUGUAGAACCUGCAGAGGCCAACCUACAACCACAUAUAGUCUGUAUUGAGAGACUAUGGGAAGAUUCAGCUGGUGAAAAAUGGUUGUAUGGCUGUUGGUUUUAUCGGCCAAAUGAAACAUUCCACCUGGCUACACGAAAAUUUCUUGAAAAAGAAGUUUUUAAGAGUGACUACUAUAAUAAAAUUCCUGUUAGUAAAAUUCUAGGCAAAUGUGUGGUCAUGUUUGUCAAGGAAUACUUCAAAUUAUGCCCAGAAAACUUUCGAGAUGAGGAUGUUUUUGUUUGUGAAUCACGGUAUUCUGCCAAAACCAAAUCUUUUAAGAAAAUUAAACUGUGGACCAUGCCCAUCAGCUCAGUUAGGUUUGUUCCUCGGGACGUGCCCCUCCCCGUAGUCCGAGUGGCAUCUGUAUUUGCAAAUGCAGAUAAAGGUGAUGAUGAGAAGAAUACAGACAACUCAGAGGACAGUCGAGCUGAAGACAGUUUUAACUUGGAAAAGGAAAAAGAAGAUGUCCCUGUGGAAAUGUCCAAUGGUGAGCCAGGUUGUCACUACUUUGAGCAGCUCCAUUACAAUGACAUGUGGUUAAAGGUUGGAGACUGUGUCUUCAUCAAGUCCCAUGGUCUGGUGCGCCCUCGUGUUGGCAGAAUUGAAAAAGUAUGGGUCCGAGAUGGAGCUGCGUAUUUUUAUGGCCCCAUCUUCAUUCAUCCAGAAGAGACGGAGCAUGAGCCCACAAAAAUGUUCUACAAAAAAGAAGUGUUUCUGAGUAAUCUGGAGGAAACCUGUCCUAUGACAUGUAUUUUGGGAAAGUGUGCUGUCUUGUCAUUCAAGGACUUCCUCUCCUGCAGGCCAACUGAAAUACCAGAAAAUGAUAUUAUGCUUUGUGAGAGCCGCUACAAUGAGAGUGACAAGCAGAUGAAGAAAUUCAAGGGACUAAAGAGGUUUUCACUCUCUGCUAAAGUGGUAGAUGAUGAAAUUUACUACUUCAGAAAGCCAAUCGUUCCUCAGAAGGAGCCAUCACCUUUGUUGGAAAAGAAGAUCCAAUUGUUAGAAGCUAAAUUUGCUGAAUUAGAAGGUGGAGAUGAUGAUAUUGAAGAGAUGGGAGAAGAAGAUAGUGAGGUCAUUGAACCUCCUUCUCUACCUCAGCUUCAGACUCCUCUAGCCAGUGAGCUGGACCUCAUGCCCUAUACACCCCCACAGUCAACUCCAAAGUCUGCCAAAGGCAGUGCAAAGAAGGAAGGCUCUAAAAGGAAAAUCAACAUGAGUGGCUACAUCCUGUUCAGCAGUGAGAUGAGAGCUGUGAUUAAGGCCCAGCACCCAGACUACUCUUUUGGGGAGCUCAGCCGACUGGUGGGGACAGAAUGGAGAAACCUUGAGACGGCCAAGAAGGCAGAAUAUGAAGGCAUGAUGGGUGGCUAUCCGCCAGGCCUUCCACCUUUACAGGGCCCAGUUGAUGGCCUUGUUAGCAUGGGCAGCAUGCAGCCACUUCACCCUGGGGGGCCUCCACCCCACCAUCUUCCGCCAGGUGUGUCUGGCCUCCCGGGCAUCACACCACCGGGUGUGAUGAACCAAGGAGUGGCCCCUAUGGUAGGGUCUCCAGCACCAGGUGGAAGUCCAUAUGGACAACAGGUGGGAGUUUUGGGGCCUCCAGGGCAGCAGGCACCACCUCCAUAUCCUGGUCCACAUCCAGCUGGCCCCCCUGUCAUACAGCAGCCAACAACACCUAUGUUUGUGGCUCCCCCACCGAAGACCCAACGGCUUCUGCACUCAGAGGCCUACCUGAAAUACAUUGAGGGACUCAGUGCUGAGUCCAACAGCAUUAGCAAGUGGGACCAAACCCUGGCAGCUCGAAGACGUGACAUCCAUUUAUCAAAAGAACAGGAGAGUCGCCUACCCUCCCAUUGGCUCAAAAGUAAAGGGGCCCACACCACCAUGGCAGAUGCCCUCUGGCGCUUGCGGGAUUUGAUGCUUCGAGACACCCUCAACAUUCGCCAAGCAUACAACCUAGAAAACGUUUAAUCACAUCAUUACGUUUCUUUUAUAAAGCAUAAAGAGUUGUGGAACAGUAGCCAUUUUAGUUACUGGGGUGGGGGGAAGGAACAAAGGAUAAUUUUUAUUGCAUUUUACUGUACAUCACAAGGCCAUUUUUAUAUAAGGACACUUUUAAUAAGCUAUUUCAAUUUGAUUUUGUUAUAUUAAGUUGACUUUAUCAAAUACACAAAGAUUUUUUUGCAUAUGUUUCCUUUGUUUAAAACCAGUUUCAUAAUUAGUUGUACAUUUAGACUUGGAGUUUUAUCUUUUUACUUGUUGCCAUGGACCUGAAACCAUCAACAAUGUUGUCUUGGCUUGGGAAUUUUGUUUUUUGUUUCGUUUAGGGGAGGGGGUGCUUUUUUUUUUUUCAUAAAAGAAGAAACAAAAUGGAAAAAAAACUUGAGUUUACAGAUUAGUUUAAGUUGACAAUGAAAUGUGAAGUUUGUUCUAGUUUACAUCUUAGAGCGGGGAGUAUGUAUAUGUAUGUUUUGUGUGCCUGAGUAUCUUAAGCCACUUUCUGAAAAAGCUGUUUCUUACAGGUAAAGUCAAGUGCUUUCUUUGGAAGGUUGUUACUUAGAUUAUAGAUGUUUGUCACAUUUGCUCUUUUAACUCAGAGGCUCUCUAUAGAAACCCAUAGUCAGUGCUGUGCGUCCAUCUACAGCUAGUGUACUUCCCAGAUUCCUGGAGGAAACAGCAAUUUUCUUGUGCUGAGUUAAACAUCCGUGGUGUCAUUGAUUUUUGCAGAAUGUGUGCAUAGCCAAGAGUUAUAUUUAGCCUUGGAAGGUAAGUUUAAGGGUACUUUUGACCUGUUUAUAAUAAAUUCACAAGUUAUGCCUAUAUAUGUUAGAUGACUUGAGAAUUUAAAUGUUACAUUGGAAAACAUUGAAGUUCAUCUUGAAGAAAGCAUUGAGGUGUACAUGGAGAUGACUUAUUUUUCAAUAUAACACAACCUUACCUAAAGAAAGGAGUAUAGUAAUUGGAUAUGUUUUUUGGGGUUUGUUUUUUUUUUGGUACCGGGGAUCAAACUCGGGACCUUGCACUUGCGAGGCAGGCGGCAGAACCACUGAGCUAAAUCCCUGGCCCUAGUAAUUGGAUAUGAACUGUGUCGUGAGCAUUAACUGUGAAAGGGUACAAUGCCUACAUAUGCAAAUAUGUUUUAUAUUCUUUAUUUCCUUAUCAGUUGGGAAAUUUUUUUCUUCUAAGUUUCAGGGUUGUAAUUCUCAACCAGAAAUCUAAUACUUUCUAAAAUAUAUUUUUUAAUUUAACCUGUGCUUUGGAAUUACAGGAAAAAGGAAUCAUAAUUUAAGAAAAUGCUCACUAAAAAGACCAUUAUUUACUAAAAAAUAAAAAGACCAUUAUGGAUCCCAAAUACUAGGGUUUAGUGACCUUUUUUCUUAUAUGGCCCUAGAAUAAACAUUUGGAGGCAGUGUGCUGCUUAAAUGGUAGGAAACUACAAAUGUGAAACAUCAUUUCAUGGCAGCAUGUUUUUGAAACCUUCUUUGUUGUAACAGGGUGGUUGCAUUUGUGGUGGAGUUUCCACCAUUGUUUUUGAGUGACUCUUAGAGGAUACUUUUUUCCUUUUAAUGUAUGAAUCAAUACCCACAUGCUUAAUUAUCAUACUUAAUAAAUCAUGAGGAAAAAAGAGUAUAGAAUGGAAAUGUAUCUCUUGUAUGUAAAUACUUUGAAUACAGGAGGCCCUUAACUGGGCAUGGUGACGUAGGCCUGUAAUCCCAGGACUCAGGAAGGAGGCUGUGGCAAGAGGAUCACCAUGAGUUCAAGGCCAGCCUGGGCUACAUCAUGAGUUCAAUGCUAGCCAGGGCUACAUAGCAAGACCCUGUCUCAAAAAAAACAUAAAUACAGGAGGCCCUUGUAACUUAAUUGCCAUUAGUCAACCACUGGAUCUCAGUUUGCAUCAAGUAUUUUCAAUAAUUUUGAAUUCUGAAACAUAUUGCAGUAGUAUGUCAGUACCUUAUUGUUAAACUGACCCAGAAAAAGAAAUCUUCAACUCUGGUUAUUUGGAUCAUUAAAUCAUCUUGGACUGUGUGAUGCAAUCAAAUUCUCUUCUUUGUAGACAUCCUUGAAUUACACCAAAGAACCUGAAACUUAAUUUUGGUUAAAUUAUUUAUUUAUUUCAUGCAUUCGUUUUAUUUCCCUUUUUUAAGGGCUGGAUGAGACUUCUUUAAAAACUCUUCACUGUGGGCCCUGGGGGUGUUAGAAGCCAGAGCACUCUUCCUCCAGGCUCCUUCCCAUCCCUUGGGUGCCCUGGGACUCAAGAGCCAGCCAGGAUCUCCCUAAGGCAGUGUAGAGCUGGCCCAGGGUACAGCUAGGCAGGCCCUAAUUAAGUUAAUUGAAAGAAAGUUUUAUUUAUUUUAGAAUCAUGUCUUUCUGUACACUAAUUUAAAGAACAUCAGUUAAUAUUUAGGAUAUAAGAUUUGAAGUCAGCCAUCUUCCCAAGAGAAAGAAAGGAAGAAAAAAAAACAACUCCUGACUUUUUAAAGUACAAGUAAACCAUAUAUCUUUUUUUUUCCCAUGAGUUUUAGGAACUGUAGUAAUGUGGCUUUGAAAGUAUAAUAGCCUGUUUUCAAAAUGUAAGUUCCUAUGGAAAAUUUUGUUUAUAUGGCCGGGCCUAUAGGUUUAAAAUAGAAUGUUAGCCAACUAAUUUUAAAGGCCUUUAAUUAUUUGUUUUAACCCACCCUCCCUUUCCUGUGAGGAAGAAUUGAGGGAGGACACUUAACUUGUGGAAAGCCCUCUACUGGUACUGAUUUUUCAGCUUGAGUGUUUCUAGAUAGAAUUAAAACUUGGUUUUUUCUAAUUUCUGUAUUAUAUCAUCAUCUAAGGUUUAAGUGGUUACUAGUCCUUACAAUAUGUAUGUAUCAUAUGUUUGUUCAUCUAAAGCUUUUUAAUCAAAAUAAAAAUGGAGUUUGCAAAGUGAUUUGGAUUAGCCCCGUUUGGUUGUUCUAUUAGUUUCAAGCAAAUUAAAGAGAAAACACUCCUACAAGCCCUGAUGUCAUACUAACAGUUUUGCCAGUUUAAGAGAAUAAAGUUCCUUAGGAGCAGGUGAAAGUCAGUGUGCUAAGUCCUGGUUUGGGCCCAGGCAUCAUCAGACUGAAAAAAGCACAUGUAAUCAGACUACAGCCUGAAGUGUCACCUGCCACCCCUCUGAGGCUGGCAGUCAAGGCUAACAUGUCCUCAGGAUGCCCAGCAUAGACAGAAAUGCAGGUUGAGAUUAAAAUUGAAGAGCAAUUUAUUGAGGGCAGAAGGUGAAGGAAGUGUGUCCCCUGUCAGAAAGUAGAAUAACUCACUUCAGAUAGUUUGUCUGUGGCCAGAGGAGACAGAGGUGGCCCAGGUGUGUGUUUAACAUGUUUAUAAUAUCGCUUUGCAGAUCCCUGUAUUUCUGUCUCCUGAGUGUGUGGGGCUGUACUGCGUGUAGUCCAUGCCCAUGAGUAUUUAUGAGCAAAUACUGCUCAGUAUUACUCUAUUCAUUUUUAGUUUGGAACUGUGCUAUGUCAGCAGAAUAAAAGUUCAGUACUGAGAAAA